UUUUUAAAUUUCCAUGUGCUCCAGCUGAUCGGAGGUAAGGUGACAGAAAGGUUGAACAUUCUGAGGGAAAACCGCGAUUUUAUAGCUACCUUCUGCGCUUAGAUUCUGUGUUUGAGACAAAAAUCAACACUUAGACAUGGCAGAACAGCCCGCUGCAGAGCAAAUAAAGCAGUUUCGCGACUUUCUCCAGACCUACAACAGGAUUUCAGAAAACUGCUUUGUGGACUGUGUUCAUGACUUCACCAGUAGGAAAAUCCUGGACACAGAGGACACCUGUGCUUCCCACUGUUUAGCCAAGUACAUGAAGGUUACUCAGCGGAUCGGACAGCGUUUCCAGGAGUACCAGCUCACACAGAACGAGGCCAUGAUAGCUGCUCAGGGAAAGGGUAUCUUACCGGGAAGAUAGUCAUGGACUGUAGCAAUGAUUAUCAUAUUUCACAUCAUUCAAAUCUUCAGGAUCGUCAUUAUUGUUGUUGGGAUGUAGAAUUCAAGUUUAUUUAAUGUAGAUACCAAUGUCAAAUCCAUACCAGUGGCCACCUCCAUAAAGGACCACCUGACCAUUGUGGACACUUUUUGGUGCUCCUUUGGUAUACUUUUCCCAUUGAUUCUGGCAUGAAAACAUGAAAAAUCCUGACUGAUGUGGCCAAUUAUCUACUGCAACGAUUUUCCUGAACUCUCUUGAGUGGCCACAAUAGACAGGUUUGACUGCAUUAACUGUAUCUCAGCAUUUCGUACCAGUCCAUGAAUUUGAGAAAAUAUAGACAUGAAAUAAUCAUGGCCCUACCGGUAACUACCUUACUACUUCAACUGUACAAUGUUUACAACUGUAAUUUGACAUUCCUUCUUCUACCGGUGGCUCAACAUAUGUAGGAAGAUAUUUUUAAGCUACAUGUAUAAGUAUGUAUACCUUCCUUGGAGUGUGUUUCAAAUAAAAGAAUUUACACCAUGA
Molecule: messenger RNA, 949 nt
Organism: Branchiostoma belcheri (Belcher's lancelet)
Lineage: Eukaryota; Metazoa; Chordata; Leptocardii; Amphioxiformes; Branchiostomatidae
Product: mitochondrial import inner membrane translocase subunit Tim9-like
Exons: 4
Coding region: 137-406 (89 amino acids)
Source: RefSeq, a predicted model, not a curated record